Pocillopora damicornis (cauliflower coral) is the source of this 918-nucleotide messenger RNA. RefSeq lists its product as uncharacterized. Gene Ontology annotation, molecular function: protein binding. The record is from RefSeq and is a predicted model, not a curated record. Gene Ontology annotation, cellular component: membrane. NCBI's taxonomy places the organism in Eukaryota, Metazoa, Cnidaria, Anthozoa, Scleractinia, Pocilloporidae.
AUGGAAAGUGGUGCAAUUUCCGACAUGCAGAUUAGAGGUUCCUCUGAACAUGACGGGAAUCAUUCAGCCGUUCAGGCCAGACUGAACUACAACGUUCCUGGCAAAUUUGGAGGUUGGUCGGCUCGCACAAAUGACAAAAACCAAUGGCUGCAGGUCGAUCUCUUAAGUCAUUUCACAAAAGUUACUCGCGUAGCAACACAAGGACGCAGAGAUAUCGAUCAGUGGGUGACAAAAUAUAAUCUAAAGUACAGCAAAAACGGAUUAAACUUUCUCUAUUACCGUGAAUCAAGGAAAAGAAACGAUAAGGUAUUCGCCGGAAACACAGACAGAAAUACUGUUGUUUCACAUGACCUUAACCCACCGAUUACAGCACGUUUCUACCGCUUUCUUCCACUACAUUGGUUUGUUCACAUAUCGAUGAGAGUGGAGCUAUAUGGAUGUCAUGAAUGUCUCUCUGCUCUUGGCAUGGAAAGUGCUGAAAUUUCUGAAAAACAAAUCAGUGCUUCGUCAGAAUACAGCAGCCAAUUAGUCGCCAGUCAAAGCAGACUGAACAUUCAACCAAGAGCAGGAAAGUUGGGAUCUUGGGCAGCUGCCACAAACAAUGUCCAUCAGUGGCUUCAGGUUGACCUUGGAGUUUACAGUAUAGUUACGCGCGUCGCAACGCAAGGCAGACAUGAUGCCCAACAAUGGGUGACGAAGUACAAACUGAUGUAUGGUCAUCAUCCAUCAAGGUUUUUUUUUCAUCGUCUUUUUGGGAAUUUUUUCUUUCAGGAAUUUAUUGGAAACAUAAACAAAGAUACCGUUGUAUUACAUGACCUUAGCCCACCCAUCACGGCCCGUUAUGUCCGUUUCCUUCCAUUGGAAUGGAUUAGUCAUAUAUCAAUGAGGGUAGAACUGUAUGGAUGUCAUGGUAAGUAA